Danio rerio (zebrafish) is the source of this 3103-nucleotide messenger RNA. NCBI's taxonomy places the organism in Eukaryota, Metazoa, Chordata, Actinopteri, Cypriniformes, Danionidae. The record is from RefSeq and is a predicted model, not a curated record.
CAUUCCUGCGCCUCAGUCUAAUGUAAAAGAAGAAGACAUGGCGUCACGACUUUUCAUAAACAGUUGCAGGUGAAAAUAUGAAGAUUUUGAGCCGUGUUUUCACCUCAGACAUACUCCUCGCCUGAUUGACUGCCGAGAUGGAAAUAAUGGCUGUGAAUCUGCUGGCCACGUCUCCGUCCACCUCCACACUCCCUCCGUCUCCAUGUGUGGAGGACUCCGGCUUCCCCUUGUCCUCUCUAGACAGUGAAGACUAUGUGUUUGUGGAGACUCGCCAUCCUAACAAAGUGCUAGAGGGGUUGAACAGCUUACGGCUCAAUAAUGCCUUCUGCGAUGUGACGCUGUGCUGCGGAGGCCAGGAGUUUCCCUGUCACCGCAUCGUCCUGGCCUCCUUCAGCUCUUACUUUCAGGCCAUGUUCUCCACCGACCUGAUGGAGUCUCGUCAGGAGCGGGUGGCCAUUAACGGGGUGGAGCCGCAGAUGAUCGGGAUGCUGGUGAGCUACGCCUAUACUGCAGAGGUGGUGAUCUCCAAGGCCAACGUGCAGGCGCUGCUGGCGGCCGCUAAUCUGCUGGACGUAAUGGCAGUGCGCGAGGCCUGCUGCCGCUUCAUGGAGCGCCAGAUGGACGAGAUGAACUGCGUGGGCAUUCACUGCUUCGCCGAGGCGCACUCGUGCCGAGAGCUGGAGCGACGCAGCAUGGAGUACAUCCAACAGCACUUCAGCACCGUCAGCCAACAGGAGGAGUUUCUUUCUCUGUGUGGUGAUAAACUGAUCGAGAUCAUUUCCAGUGACCAUCUGAACGUGCCAAAAGAGGAGACGGUGUUUGAGGCGGCCAUUGUCUGGCUGGAGAAGAGCCUCUCGCGCAGGCAGAGCUUCGAGAAGGUGCUGGAGCACAUCCGCCUGCCCCUCAUCAGCCCCUACUACAUUCAUGACGUCAUUGAGACUCUGGAUGUGGUGAAGGAGUCUCUCCAGUGCCAGAAGCUGAUCUCUGAGGCCAAGGAUUAUUUACUGCUGCAGGACCGCCGGGGAGAGCUGUACAGCCCUCGAGCAAGACCUCGACGCGCUACAGGGACUGCUGAGGUGAUCGUGACGGUCGGAGGAGAGGACGAUAAGGUUGUUCUCCGCAGUGUGGAGAGUUUCGAUCCUCUCAAUGGCCAGUGGAAGAGUCUCGCCUGCCUGCCCUUCGCUGUCAGCAAACACGGCUUGGUUGUGUCCGGCUCUAUGCUGUAUUUGGCUGGUGGUGAGUUUCCGGACGGCUCCGCCAGCAGAGAGAUGUGGCGCUAUGACCCUUGUUUUGACUCCUGGUUAGAGAUGGCACCCAUGAACGUGGCGAGAUCAGAACUGGGACUGGUGAUGUUGGAUGGAUAUGUGUUUGCUGUGGGCGGCUGGGAGGGCCGUUCCCGCCUGGACUCUGUGGAGUGUUAUAAUCCUCACACAAACACAUGGCAGUUCAUGGAGUCGGUCAAGAUGGCGGUCACCAGUCCUGCUGUGGUCUCGCUGGAUGGACUACUCUAUGUGACAGGAGGUGCUGUUUUGGAGGAUGGCGAUGGCACAGACCUGGCCCAAGUGUACAACCCUAAAACAUGCGUGUGGAGUGAGGUAGCUCCAAUGCAGAUUGCCCGUUCCGGCUCUGCGUCCUGUAUCCUGAAGGGCAAGAUAUAUGUCAUAGGCGGAUGGCACGCUUCUACCGAAAACACGGAUAAGGUGGAGUGCUACGACCCCAAGACCAACAAGUGGACCAUGUGCGCUCCUAUGAAGGAGAGACGAUAUCGGCCCGGGGUGGCGGUGGUGGACGGCAAGAUUUAUGUUCUAGGAGGGGAAGAGGGAUGGGACAGGUAUCACGACACUAUCGAGCGGUACUGUGAGGACUCGGACAGCUGGGAGAUUGUAGGAGAGAUGCCCACCAGUCGCAGCUGGCUGAGCUGUGUGUCUCUGCACCUCCGCAAGGACGCUCACGCCUGCAGUCGUCCCGGGACGGCCUGUGAGACCGAGUUUCCAGUGGACUGAUCCACCAUGACACCUGCUUCAGCACUGGCCGGACACGAGCCCAGAGGCAGCUUUCAGAGCCGCCGCCGCUCCAUCAGUUUCCACAGGACGGAGGAGCUUCUGAAACCCCCAUCCGCUGUGCUCCUCCAGAGAGAGAGUCUGCGGGACGUCCUGAUUUCUGUGUGGUGGUGAUGAUGAUGUUCACGUGACGUACAGGGUUUCAUGCACUCGCCACCAAUCAUGAUUGUGACUUGUACUUGUUUUCUAACAAAGUGUCGUAGUGAAGCGUUUUGUACUUUUUGUACGGUGAAUUUGCUGUUGUUUGUAUUUAUUAGAUGUGGAUUUGUUGUGCCGAGAGAUUUCUGAUACACUGAAACAUGUCGACUGGUGUUCAAAGGGGAAAUGGUCACACUUUACUUGAAGCUUUCAUUAGUUAGUGGAAACAGCGGGGCUUAAUUUAUGCGCGAACACGGCAUAUCUGGAUCCGGCACCUCUGAAAUAUCAUUACCUCAUUUUACUGAUCCCCCUCCUUAACCGCCCUCCGCCCCUUCCGCUGUUCACUUUCACUUUCUUCCGCGACUCCCCAACCCACUCUUCACUUUCGUCCACAACACCCCUACGCCAUUCACACCCCCCUGCUCUUCACUUUAGUCCGCGACAACCUCAACCUCUACAUCUAUAGGGCAGGGGUCACCAAUCUCGUUCCUGGAGGUCCGGUGCCCUGAAGGGUUUAGCUCCAACUUGCCUCGACACACCUGCCUCUGUGUUUUAAGUAUACCUAGUAAGAUCGUGAUUAGCAAGGGCAGUGAUCACCAAAUUUGUUCCCGGAGGGCCGGUGUCCUGCAGAUUUUAGCUCCAACCCUAAUUAAACACACCUGAACAGAAGCUAAUCAAGCUCUCACUAGGUAUACUUGAAACACCCAGGCGGGUGUGUUGAGGCAAGUUGGAGCUAAACCCUGCAGGGACACCGACCCUCCAGGAUCAAGAUUGGUGAUCCCUGUCCUAGAGUAACAUGCCGGUUCCAUCACCCCGAUCUGUUCCAGGACCUCGCAAUUCACAAAUUAAGCACUGGGGUAGAGACCUGCGCGGAACUAAAUUUUGAAUCCCGCCCGCACCCGCCA